AUGGCAAGUGGCUCAAAAAAACGAAUUAUGGUAGAAACCAAAAAUUUAUCAAAGGAUCCACCUCCUGGAAUUAGUGCAACACCUGAUGAAGCGAACUGCAGAUAUUUUCAUGUGGUUAUGGCUGGUCCAUCUGGUUCUCCAUAUGAAGGUGGGUUGUUUAAACUAGAGCUAUUUUUACCAGAGAAUUAUCCAAUGUCCCCACCCAAUGUAAGGUUUUUGACAAAAAUUUAUCAUCCGAACAUUGACAAAUUGGGAAGGAUAUGUUUAGAUAUUCUUAAGGACCAAUGGUCUCCUGCGUUACAAGUCAGAACAGUAUUGUUAUCAAUUCAAGCUUUACUGAGUAGCCCCAAUCCUGAUGAUCCACUCGCAAAUGAUGUAGCCAACAUGUGGAAAAGUAGAGAACAAGAUGCAGUGCUUAAAGCAAAGGAAUGGACAAGGCUGUAUGCUAUGGAAUAA
Messenger RNA from Psylliodes chrysocephalus, 456 nucleotides. The record is from the annotation of a GenBank genome assembly. NCBI's taxonomy places the organism in Eukaryota, Metazoa, Arthropoda, Insecta, Coleoptera, Chrysomelidae.